AUGAUAAAUACGACUAUUUUUAAAAUUUGUUUUCUUCUGGUUUUAAUACAAAUAUCAUCGGCAAAAUGGACUAAACCACGUCGUUUAAAUAUUCUAAAACAUUCAUCAAAUCAUAUUCGUGAUGAUCGAUGUAGACAAUUUAAAACAUUUACACAAAAAGUCGAUCAUUUUGGUUAUGUUAAUAUGGAUACAUAUCAACAACGAUAUACAUUAAAUACAGAUUAUUGGCAGAGUGGAAAACCAAUUUUCUUCUAUGCUGGAAAUGAAGGUGAUAUCGAUCUUUUCUGUGAUAAUACCGGUUUUAUGUGGGAUAUUGCACCAUUAUUUGAUGCAAUGGUUGUUUUUGCUGAACAUCGUUAUUAUGGUCAAUCAUUACCAUAUGGAAAUCAAUCUUAUUCCAAACCGGAAUAUACAAGAUAUUUAACCAGUGGCCAAGCACUUGCUGACUAUGCAUAUUUAUUAGAUAAUAUUCGUAGUUCAAUAAAAGGUGCUGAACAAAGUCCAACAGUAGUUUUUGGUGGAUCAUAUGGUGGAAUGUUAGCCGCUUAUUUUCGAAUGAAAUAUCCACAUGUUGUAGUUGGUGCACAUGCAGCAUCAGCACCUAUUCUUCAAAUGACAACACCAUGUGAAUCAUUCUCUCGUAUUGUUACACAAGAUUUUCAACAAGAAAGUCCACAAUGUGUUGAUAUUAUUCGAUCAUCAUGGGAUGCAAUAAAUCGUAUUGCAGCAGCAGCUGGUGGUCUAAGACGUCUUAGUGCUUUAUUUAAACUUUGCCGUCCAUUACAAUCAGCUGAUGAAUUAAAAAAUUGGUUACUUGAUAUGUAUGGAAAUAUAGCUAUGGUUGAUUAUCCAUAUGCAACAUCAUUCUUAGCUGAUUUACCUGCUUUUCCAGCACGAGUAUUCUGUGCAAAUGUAACGGCAUCAUCAUUCGAUACAAUCAAUGAUGAUGAAGAUAUUGUUCGAAGAAUUGUUAAAGGAACAAACGUUUUUUUUAAUUAUACUGGUCAAACAGAUUGUUUUGAUACUGGUUCACAAGGUUCACCAAGUCUUGGUGAUUUAGGUUGGUCUUAUCAAUCAUGUUCAGAAUUUGUUAUGCCAAUGUGUUCCGAUGGUGUCAAUGAUAUGUUUGAAAAACAAGAUUGGGAUUUUCAAGCAUUUUCUGAUAUGUGUUUUGCUGCAUGGAGUGUUCGACCACGUCUUGAAUGGCCAUAUAUUGAAUAUGGUGGUAAAAAUGUAACAGAUUUACGUUAUUAUUCAAAUAUUGCUUUUACAAAUGGAAAUCUUGAUCCAUGGUCAUCAGGUGGUCUUCGUGUAACUGUUGCACCAACUCUUCCAGCUAUAUUAGUUACUGGUGGUGCUCAUCAUCUUGAUUUACGUGCAGCAAAUAAAGCUGAUCCACCAAGUGUUUUACAAGUACGUCAACAAAUCGUUGCACUUAUUGAAACAUGGAUUUCAUAA
This is a messenger RNA of Adineta steineri, 1458 nucleotides long. The record is from the annotation of a GenBank genome assembly. Lineage: Eukaryota; Metazoa; Rotifera; Eurotatoria; Adinetida; Adinetidae.